Paramuricea clavata is the source of this 1936-nucleotide messenger RNA. Lineage: Eukaryota; Metazoa; Cnidaria; Anthozoa; Malacalcyonacea; Plexauridae. The record is from the annotation of a GenBank genome assembly.
GUCAGUAUUUGGUUCGCCAAUUAAUGAUACGAAGUUCCGGUCUGAUGAUCGAACACUCUCUAUGAGAAUGUUAUUAUAUUGGACAAAUUUUGCUAAAACCGGGUAAGUUUUAACGUCUACUCCGACGGAUGUAUUUUGUCAAGUUUUGCGGUAUAGAGGGCGUAGAAAAAAAUUAAAAUCGGUUUAAUUUCUUUUUUAAAGCGGCUAAUUACAAAUAUAUAUUAUAUCCCUUCAAAAUAUAAUUAGAGAGGUUCAGAUUUGGCUAAUCGCACUAUACUGCUCCCGCUACCUCCCACAGGCUUAACACGUAUUUCAUUGGUUGGAUUCAUUGGACAGAUUAAAUGCAUCUGAAUGGCUAAUGAAAACGGUACAAGCGGUGCUGGAAGUCAAAAUCCAAGCCUCUCUAUUAAAAUACUCACAACAUUUAUCAUAGGUUUCAAUCGCAUGUCCCGAAUAAGAAACAUAAUUGCAGGGAGGUGAGUACGGAAUUGAAUUCAGCGUGGGUGGCUGAAAAUUUCCCGAACUCACCGAAGUGAGGUGGUUUCGGGAAAUUUCCAGCCACACGAGGUGCUUCCAAAUGGCGGGCUCACCGAACUUGCAAGUUUGAAAUAAACAAAUUUCUGCAGACAGCAGAAAAAUUUGUUAUCAGACAAUUUAUGAAGCUAACAAAUCUCUACAAUAUUCCCUUAUUCCUGAAAAAAGAAAAUGAACACAUUCUGCGCUGUGGCAUAGCCAGCCCGACGAUACAUUCCCGCUAUGCAAAUAUUGCCAUGUUUAAAAACUAUCAACACAAUCAAUUUCAAAAGAAAUGAUUAAUAAUUAAAUGAUUCUGCGUAAACAUUGCCAAGAUUUAUAUAAACCUGCCCGUGUCGAACAAAUUCCGGCGGCCAUCUUUCUUCUCUUCCACUUUGAAUACAGAAUAUUCCAUUUUUAUAAAAAAUAUUAUAAAACAAUUUUAUUUUUUAUUUAAAUGUUCGUCUCAAAUUUGUUCAUAAUGGCCGACGCCAAAAACAUCAAUCUCGAACGCCCCUCCUAAACAUAUGUCAGCAGGUGGGUUCGAGAUUGAACGCACCUCCUCGUGGCCAAUAGGAAAGCCGCUAAUACGCUAGGUAUGAAAUAACAUUGAGAUCCCACCUAGCGCAAGGUGAGAUCUCAUCAACCCCAUUUCUCAAGCAAAUGAGCACAAUUUAAUUUCUAAUUCCACUUCCCUUAUGCAGAGAUCCAAAUUCCGGCACCAGAAAGCUACCGAUUGUGGUAGACAAGUUCGACAGUUUACCAUUAUGGCCUCAAUAUAGCGAUAGUAAUGAAGAAUUUCUCGACAUGGAAAGUUUUUCUCAGAUGACCGUGAGAACAAAAUUACGUGAAAAAUAUUGUACAUUUUUGAAUGAUCCUGAAGGAUUUAUUAAAAAAGAAACGAGUGGUUCAACGAAAAAUUUUAUUAACCUGAGGGCUUGGCUUACCAUGGUGGCAUUUUAUGUAAUUUUUUAUUUGAUCAAAUGAAUUUUAUUGUUUGAGGACAACAGUAAAUACGUUGACUAUUAAUGUAAUUACAGUUGAUUUUAUAUAAUGCAUUUAAAGAUUUCAUUGUCAUAAUUUGUAGUGUACUCUAACUUUAUGCACAGAUUCUUAUACGAACUGCCUGUUAUAUAAACCAAUUUAAAAAAUAGUUGUCAUUCUUGUUUAUUCCAAAAUUCAUGUCGACCAAAGUAAUCACUCCUUCCUUUUAGAGUACUUCGAGACUAAUAAACUAUAUGAUGACUAUCAGUUUUACAAAAUAUAACACACUGUGUAUUAAAUAAUAAUAAAUAAUAAUGAAUUAACGUGGUAAUAAAUUUACGUGGUGUUUCCACAAACAAAAAGUGUUAUAUAUUUUAUCACCAUGCAAUCAUACAAAGAACUCUACCUCCUCCGCAGGCGCUUAGGGUGCAUUUCGGGC